Molecule: messenger RNA, 1238 nt
Organism: Episyrphus balteatus (marmalade hoverfly)
Lineage: Eukaryota; Metazoa; Arthropoda; Insecta; Diptera; Syrphidae
Exons: 7
Coding region: 152-1021 (289 amino acids)
Source: RefSeq, a predicted model, not a curated record
UGUCAAAAUAAUUUUGAGUAUUUUUCAUUCUUGCAUAGCCCAUAAGCAUUCCACUAGUAGUUCUUGAAGUUAAUUGGAAAUUACAAAAAAAAUUUCAAUUUCACUAAAAUAUCGACAGUCGAAUAUAAUUUGUAGAUAAUACAAAAAAAUAAUGACCAACGUCCUUCGAAAUGUAUCAACUUUGCGAUUGGUAUCAUUUAGCAAUACAUUACUACGACAAAGAAUUCUUUAUCCAAUCACCACCAAUGUCAGUGAUAUGGAAAGAAGAAGGAAUUUACACUGUCGAGGAAUUGAGCCAAUAAACACUCCUUUGCCCUUUAAGAUAAGUCCACUAGUCAAUUUUGGAACUGAACCUGCGACAAAACCUGUUACAGAAAAAUUAUCCUCGGAUGUUCUGGAGAGUAGCAAAUUAGUAAAAGAAUCCCCCGGACAGUCGAAUGAUUCAAAUAAACCAACUCAAGAGCAGUUAGAUCAUGUCUUCAAUGUGCUGCGAAAUACUCUGCCAACAUUAUUUAUUCAACCAAUGGACUAUUCGGUUUAUAGUCCGAAUUUAAUUUUUGAGAAUAAUAUUAAAGGAAAGCACACAGUAGGCCUAUAUCAUUAUGUAAAGACAGUUGCCUUACUACGAACAGUUGGUCAUUUGAAGUAUGCCUAUGUUAAGUUGGAAGUUCUAAAAAUUACAAAACACCCAGAAGAUAAUUCGGUGAGGAUACGGUGGAGUGUUCGAGGUAUUUCGGGUUUGAAGGUGAUGUUCCAAUUUUGGAAGGUUAAACUAUGGAAGUUUAAGGAAAUUCUGGACCAACAAGAAGCAUGGUACGAUGGGUUCUCUACUUGUUAUGUAGGACCAGAUGGCCUUAUUUAUAAGCAUGUUGCCGACAGAGUGAUGCCGGAUCAAAGCAAAGAAGCUAAUACAGUAAUUAAAGAUUCACCUUUGGCAGCAGCAUCUGUUGCAGCUACUGCAGCACCAAAAGUUGCAUUCGUGAUUGGUUUAACUACUGACAUCUCGACUUGUAUAACGUAAAUUAAACUAAACUAAACAUGCUUAAAAAACAUUAUGUAUCAAUGUUCACUAUAUUUCGCCUAAGUUACUUGAAACAAAAAAAAACAUGUAAGUUUGUCAGAGAUAAACAACAACAACCACAUCAACCACAGAGUCAAUCGUUAUAAAAUAAUUUAUGUUCUCUUUUUAGGAAAUAGCUACUAUUUAAUAACAAAAUAAAUCGAUAUUGUUAACAGUU